AUGGAGGAACUGGCUUCGAAGUGUGAGUUAUGGUUAGAAUCUAUGGCAUUCUUGAGCCAUAUAGUAUCCGGUGAAGGUAAAUCUAACGUUGUUGUUGAUGCUCUUAGCAUAUUUUCCAUGGGAAGUACUACUCAUGUUGAGGAAGGAAGGAAAGUGUUGGCUAAGAAAGUGCAUAGGCUUGUAUGUUUGGAAGUUCGCCUUGUGGACUCAAGUGAAAAGUGUGCAUAUGGAGUGAUUUUUCUGAAAGGUUACACAUCAUGGACAAUUGACUACUCUGUUGCUAACUUGGCUCGAACGAUCCUUCGCAAUCAACGAAGGAUUCACCCUGUUUCGGUUCUUGCAAAGGGAUUCUAUGGCAUUGAUUGA
Molecule: messenger RNA, 366 nt
Organism: Solanum dulcamara
Lineage: Eukaryota; Viridiplantae; Streptophyta; Magnoliopsida; Solanales; Solanaceae
Product: L-lactate dehydrogenase-like
Exons: 3
Coding region: 1-366 (121 amino acids)
Molecular function (GO): oxidoreductase activity, acting on the CH-OH group of donors, NAD or NADP as acceptor
Source: RefSeq, a predicted model, not a curated record